Molecule: messenger RNA, 4530 nt
Organism: Triticum aestivum (bread wheat)
Lineage: Eukaryota; Viridiplantae; Streptophyta; Magnoliopsida; Poales; Poaceae
Product: disease resistance protein RGA5
Exons: 9
Coding region: 440-3337 (965 amino acids)
Biological process (GO): defense response to other organism
Molecular function (GO): ADP binding
Source: RefSeq, a predicted model, not a curated record
CACCAAAAAAAUUCCCCAAACAUUUUCCACGGGUGCCCAGUCCAACACCGUGCUUGACUCCAUGCUAGUCCUCCUCUGCUCCGCAGGACCAGCCUCUCCCAUUCGCCCUUCCUCCACCCUUUGGCCGUCGCCGCGGUGACAGAUCCACAAGGCCUGCCGCCGAGACGCCUGCUCCGUCUCCCUCGAGCCUCUCGAGCAGAGCUCCGGCGGUACGGUGGUGCCGAGCUCCAGGGGGCAAAUCCUUGGCGGCAUGUACAACCAGAUCCGGCUGCGCUCCAGUCAGCUUAGCUAAUCUGUCGUCCAGAUCGGCUUUGGGAGCGUGGAACUGUCAAAUUUGGCUCCAACUCUCGUGAUAAAUUUUAAUUUCCCAGAUACAAAUUGCAAAACAAGAACAAGAAAGAAGCUUGCAAACUGCAGACGGUCAGCGUGUCGGCCGGCCAUGGAGUUUGCCACGGGGGCGUUGGGCACCCUACUCCCCAAGCUGGGGGAGCUGCUUCUUGAUGAGUACAACCUGCAGAAGGGAUUGAAGAAACGGAUCAAGGACCUGAUGGAUGAGCUGCUGGUCAUACAAGCUGCACUACUGAAGGUGUCCGAUGUGCCACUAGACCAGCUUGAUCCGCUGGUCAAAAUUUGGGCAAACGAUGUCAGGGAGUUGUCCUUUGCUAUCGAGGACAGCCUCGACUCCUUCAUGGUGCGUGUCGAGGGUCUUGAGCCGACAAAGCCACACACCUUCUUCGGGUUCAUCAAGAAGGCCUGCAAGAAGGUCACCAAGCUCAAGAUUCGUCGCGAAAUAGCCAAUGACAUCAAAGACGUCAAGAUCCAAGUUAAAGAGGUGAAGGAGCGGUUCGACAGAUACAAAGAUGUUAUCAGUGAUGCUAGUGUUGCAACAAAGGUUGAUCCCCGCCUCUUAACUCUGUACAACAAAGUAUCUAACCUUGUCGGCAUCGACGAGGCUGUCGAUGAGCUAACAAAGAGGUUGUACAAGAGCGAUGAUGUGGCCCAGCAAAACCUCAAGACUAUUUCUGUCGUUGGAUUUGGAGGACUGGGCAAGACAACUCUUGUUAAGGCAACAUAUGACAAUCUUAAGAAGGAAUUUGAUUGUGGGGGUUUUGUUAUAGUGGGUCGGAAUCCUGACAUGAAGAAAGUCCUUAGGGACAUCCUCCAUGAACUUGACAAGCAAAAGAACAUCACUGAAUCAAAGAUGGAUGAAAGACAACUCAUCGACCAGCUGCAAGAAUUCCUCGCAAACAAGAGGUACCUAAUUGUUAUUGAUGACAUUUGGGAUGUAUCAACAUGGGAAAUAAUUAAAUGUGCUCUGGUGGAUAGUAACUCCGGAAGUAGAGUAAUCACAACUACUCGUAUUCAUGAAGUUGCCAAAAAAGUUGGUGGUGUUUACAACAUAAAACCACUUUCUGAUGAUAACUCCAAAAAGCUAUUCCAUAGCAGAAUAUUUGGUGAUGAAGGCACAAGUCUUGAUGAUCACUCAGAUGAAAUUUCCGAUAAUUUCUUCAGAAAAUGUGGUGGUGUGCCAUUGGCCAUCAUUACGUUAGCUAGCUUGCUUGUUAGUAAGCCAAGGGAUGUCUGGUGUAAGGUGUUUGACUCAAUUGGUUUUGGUCAGGAAGACAAUGAAGCUAUUCAGAACACAAGACAAAUAUUGUCUUUUAGCUAUUAUGAUCUACCUUACCAUCUGAAGACUUGUUUGUUGCACUUAAGUGGAUAUCCAGAAGAUUUUUUUAUUCACAAAAAUAGGGUGAUAUGGAAGUGGGUAGCGGAAGGCUUUAUACCUAUGGAUCAAAAGAUCAGUGCAUUUGAGCUGGGACAGAGUUACUAUAAUGAUCUUAUAAAUAGGAGUAUGAUCCAGUCAGUAGAACCGGACAUUAUGGCCACGAUAGAUGGCUGUCGUGUUCAUGACAUUGUGCUUGAUCUCAUCCGCACCUUGUCAAGCGAAUUAAACUUUGUUACAACACAAGAUAAUGUGCAACUCAACCGAUGUUCGACCAGCACGAGUAGCAGUGCUCGUAGGUUAGCCAUCCAUAGUGGAUCCGUUGAGCAUAUGGAUAUGGGGCAUGUGAGGUCAUUUAAUGCUAUCAGUUUUGUUGAUCCUGUUCUGCCUCCACUUAUGAGUUUUAAAGUAUUACGGGUACUGGUGCUAGAGAAUUGUGAUUUUUCUGUAGGAGGUUGUCACCUUGAACAGCUGGGGAAGUUGGUUCAGCUGAGGUACCUAGGGCUGAUGGGAACACCUGUUACCGAGCUCCCACGUGACUUAGGGUAUCAACUCAAGUUCUUGCAGACACUGAAUAUGGAGGACACUGGCAUAAAAGAAUUACCGUCCUCUGUUGAUGAGCUAAGCAAGCUGAUGUGUCUGUGUGCUUCUAAAGGCACAAUUAUGAUGGGCAGGAUAGGGAAACUUACGUCCCUAGAAGAGCUGACGCUAUUCCAUGCGGACAAAUCUCUAGACUUCACAACCGGGCUGGGAGAGCUGACGCAAUUGAGGGUGCUCGGAAUCCGUUUCGACGAGAUGGAAGAGAGCACGUACAUGGCUCUGGUCAAGUCUAUCUACAACCUGCAGCGACUCCAGAGUCUCGAGAUAAGCAAUGAUGGAGUGGAUUUUGAAGUUUAUGGCUGGGAAGAGUGGGCUCCCCCUUCAGAGCUCCGUCUGUUCGCACUGCGUGGCAUGGAAAUACCCAGGCGUCCAUCUUGGAUGAAUUCCUCUUGUGUUCGGCACCUCUCCUACCUAUGGAUUGAAGUGCAAGAGUUGGAAGCACUGGACCUGCAAAUCAUAGGAAGGAUGUCUUCACUCCGCUUCCUCUAUCUAUCAAAUUCAGUGGUAGACUGGCUAUCAUAUACUGUUAGUAGCCAUGAGUUCCAGAACCUGACAUAUCUCAGGACAGACCUAGAGAUUGUGUGUGGAGAGGGAGCAUUGCCAAUGGUUGAGGACUUGAGAUGCUUUACUAGAGCGGGAAAUGACGUUGGCUUGGCUGGAAAUAUGCCUUUUCUCAAGGAAGCCUGCUACGACCUUAACUGUUGUGAUAGCAGUGGUAAGGAGGUGGAUGGAGCAGAGGCAGCGCUGAGGCAAGCCGCAGAAACCCAUCCCAACCGUCCCAAACUGAAGAUAUGCAGAUUCCUUGAAGAGUAUAUGUGUGAUGAUUCAGACGACGAGAAUGACAGCGGAUCCGAGGGAGUAUCCUCUGCAGAUGAAAAGUCUGACGAGGAUGAAGAUGGCGAAUCCAAGCAGGAACUUUCGGGUACCGACCAAGAGUUGAAUGAUGAUGUGGUGGACCAGAUAUCUCAUGCCACCAUAGAGGAGGAUCCGAUGGCGAUGGCGAGUCAACCCUGAACCUUUUUCCCUUCCUUCAAUCAUGCUUGCCACCAAGUUUAACUGUUGGUUGUACCUUUGUUGCUUUCUACAGUCUCGUUGCCAGUUGAAAGGAAGAAUUGGUGGGCUUACUUGUCCAUCAAGGCAAAAAAAAGUUUGUUUGCUUUCAUCAUUGGGGAAGAAUUUUUUUAAAGGUUUUUUUCUUGUAGCAUCAGCGGUUUUGUUCGUUAUGUAAACGAACGAGUCACUUAAAAAAACCAAGAAGACCGAGAAAGGAAAAAAAUGAAAAAAGAAGUGUUGGUACAUUGUAUUACCAUUUUCUUAGUCCUUUGAAAAAUAAAAAAUAAAAAAAAUGUGUGUUUUAACUUUAUUUAUUUCUGGUUUUGGUGGUUGAGGAUGGGGCUGGUGGUGUUAGUUUUUUUUUUUCAGGUGUGUUUGUGUGGUUUGGGGGUGGAACUCCGCCUAUGUCAUUUUAAGGUAACACUUAAAAUUGUAUAGCCGGUCCCAAGCCCGGAAAAAGGAGGAGGGAGCAACCCUGUUUGAAUAGAGGGGAAAGUGACGUGUUGAGUUGGUCAUUUAUGUUAGAAAUGCAGGAACAUUCUAUUCACAGAGAAGGAAAAGUCCGAAAUUCAAGCCAAAGAGGAUUUUCGCUUGGCUUGGAGCAUUCGUGUACAAGGUGGCGGUGAAGUGACUAUUUACAGGAGCUAGGAACAGAAAUAAUGGCGGUAGCUUGUUGUUUGGCAGUGCUGCCCAUGUGACCCCAAAGCAUUUCCAAAGAAGACACAGGAGAAACUGUAGCUUCAGCACCAACACCUACAGGCAGCUCUUGCUGCUGCAGUAUUGCCACAGCAUCCAACUUGUUUCCACAAUUCUUGAGAUCCCAAUGAGCGAAUUAAAGCUUCAGCGCCAACACCAACAGGCAGCAGGUGUCGUCCAGUAUCGGCGCCACGACCAACUUGUUUGUGCUUGCUUUGAGACCACAAUGAAUAAAUUAAAGUUUUGGAUGUAGCAUAUCCUGUAAUGUGUUUGUUAUUGUAAAAUUGCAGGUGUUUCACAUGUUCAUCUACUUGUUCUACUAUGUACAAUCUCCCAUCAUAUAACAUCAUUUUGUCCGUCUAUUUACGAGAGUCGGCUUUGAAACUCAAGCUGUAAUUUCACUUGCUCCUCGCAAGCAGGUUUUAUACUAAUGAGUUUAUUAGCCACUCAUUCUUUUA